AUGGGCCUGCUGAGCGCCGCGGCGCGCGUGCUGCUGCGGGGCGCCGACCGCGGGAGCCGCUGGACCAGCAAGCGCGGCCCGCGCUCCCACUACAAGGGCCGCGGCGCCAAGGGAACGGGCGUGCGCGGCCGCGACGGCCGCUUCGUGCUGGUGCCGGCCAUGGUGCCCGAGCUGGUGGUGCCCGAGCUGGCCGGCUGCCGGCUGCGGCCCUACGUGAGCUACCGCGCGCCGGCGGGCGAGGACGCGCCCCUGACGGCCGAGCGGCUCUUCCAGCAGGCGGCGGCGCCCGCCAUCGAGAGGGACCUCCGGGACGGCGCGUUCGACCCCGAGCGCCUGGACAAGUACGGCUUCGAGCCCAGCCAGGACGGCAAGCUCUUCCAGCUGUACCCCAAGAACUUCCCGCGCUAGGGCCGGGCCCGCCACGCGGCCGCCGCCGCCCCCGGGCCGAAGACCCCGGACCCCGACCUCCG
Molecule: messenger RNA, 470 nt
Organism: Talpa occidentalis (Iberian mole)
Lineage: Eukaryota; Metazoa; Chordata; Mammalia; Eulipotyphla; Talpidae
Gene: MRPL41
Product: mitochondrial ribosomal protein L41
Exons: 1
Coding region: 1-408 (135 amino acids)
Biological process (GO): translation
Cellular component (GO): mitochondrial large ribosomal subunit
Molecular function (GO): structural constituent of ribosome
Source: RefSeq, a predicted model, not a curated record